Triticum turgidum subsp. durum (durum wheat) is the source of this 387-nucleotide messenger RNA. Lineage: Eukaryota; Viridiplantae; Streptophyta; Magnoliopsida; Poales; Poaceae. The record is from the annotation of a GenBank genome assembly.
AUGAAGAAAGGCGGAGCCAGCAGCGCCGCCGCGAUGACGGCGGCCGGCGACGCGAAAGAGCAGCACGAGGGAGAGGCCAGGCCUCCGAAACAGUACACGGCGGCGCAUUCGGCUUGUAGCUGGGCGCUGCUCGCGGAGGCGAGGCGGUACAACGCCAUGGAGGAGGAGGACGUGGUGGAUGAGUACCGGCGGGCAGGCAAACUCCACACCUACGACCAGGACAAGGAGUGGAAGAAGCGAUUUGCGAGGGUCGUGAAACUCAACCCGUGCCCGUGGCCCAAUCACAUGGUUGCUCGGAUCGAGGAAUACAUGUAUUGCCUCGAAGAGGACGAUGACGAAUUUAGAAUAGGGCUUUUUUCAUUAAUCGGCGAAGAAAUUAGGGGUUAA